This is a messenger RNA of Helianthus annuus (common sunflower), 1949 nucleotides long. Its product is annotated as low affinity inorganic phosphate transporter 1. Gene Ontology annotation, biological process: transmembrane transport; phosphate ion transport. The transcript has 2 exons. The coding region runs from base 66 to 1670 and encodes 534 amino acids. Gene Ontology annotation, molecular function: phosphate transmembrane transporter activity. Gene Ontology annotation, cellular component: membrane. The record is from RefSeq and is a predicted model, not a curated record. NCBI's taxonomy places the organism in Eukaryota, Viridiplantae, Streptophyta, Magnoliopsida, Asterales, Asteraceae.
CUAUUACAAUUGCAUAGCUACCCCUCUUCAUAAGGCUGGUAUAGUGUCUGAAGAAGAGAGUAGCCAUGGUUCGAGAGCAACUUCAGGUGCUUAGUGUUCUUGAUUCAGCCAAGACACAAAUGUACCAUUUCACGGCCAUCGUGAUCGCGGGAAUGGGUUUCUUCACGGACGCCUAUGAUCUUUUCGCGAUAUCCCUUGUCACGAGAUUGCUUGGCCGUAUUUACUACCACAAAGAUGGACCCAAGCCUGGAACACUACCGCCCGGUGUGGCUUCAUCAGUUACCGGUGUCGCCCUUGUCGGAACUCUAUGCGGUCAACUCUUCUUCGGGUGGCUCGGUGACAAGAUGGGCCGAAAGAGAGUGUAUGGUAUGACUUUGGCACUCAUGGUUAUAUGCUCCUUUGCCUCUGGCCUCUCUUUUGGGAAUGAAGCCAAAGGUGUCAUGGCCACCCUUUGUUUCUUUAGGUUUUGGCUAGGGUUUGGGAUUGGUGGUGAUUAUCCGCUCUCGGCUACUAUUAUGUCGGAAUACGCUAAUAAGAAAACACGUGGUGCGUUUAUCGCUGCGGUUUUCGCUAUGCAAGGGUUUGGUAUCUUGGCUAGUGGGAUUGUAGCAUUAAUCGUGUCGGCUUGUUUUGACAGCGCGUUUAAUGCUCCUUCCUAUGCAACGGACAAAUUAGGGUCCACAGUCCCACAGGCGGACUACAUCUGGCGUAUUAUACUUAUGUUCGGUGCUAUCCCGGCGGCCCUGACUUACUACUGGCGUAUGAAAAUGCCAGAAACUGCACGUUACACCGCUUUAGUGGCCAAAAACGCUAAGCAAGCGGCUGCUGACAUGGCUCGGGUUUUACAAGUUGAGAUCGACGCCGAAGAGCAGAAGGUGGAGAAAAUUGCUCAAGAUACUUCAAACUCAUUCGGAUUGUUUUCGAAAGAAUUCGCCCGUCGCCACGGGCUCCACUUGCUCGGAACCACUUCCACUUGGUUUUUACUCGACAUUGCUUUCUACUCACAAAACCUCUUCCAAAAAGACGUGUUAAGCGGUAUCGGGUGGAUCCCUCCAGCGGCCACAAUGAGCGCCAUCGGUGAGGUUUACAAGGUGGCAAAAGCUCAAACACUUAUCGCGCUUUGCAGUACUGUCCCCGGCUACUGGUUCACCGUUUUGUUCAUUGAUAUCAUCGGUCGUUUCACCAUCCAACUCUUCGGAUUCUUCUUCAUGACGGUCUUCAUGUUCGCUCUCGCCAUUCCAUACCACCACUGGACCUUGCACGACAACCGUAUCGGCUUCGUGGUCAUGUACUCUCUAACAUUCUUUUUCGCCAACUUCGGCCCUAACGCGACCACUUUCGUGGUCCCAGCCGAGAUAUUCCCGGCCAGACUCCGCUCCACCUGCCACGGUAUUUCCGCGGCAGCUGGAAAAGCAGGCGCCAUCGUUGGCGCCUACGGGUUUCUCUACGCUGCCCAGAGUAGAGACCCUAAAAAGACUGACGCAGGCUACCCGGCCGGUAUCGGAAUCAGGUACUCUCUCAUCGUUCUCGGUGUGAUCAACCUGUUGGGAAUGGCGUUCACGUUUUUGGUCCCGGAACCUAAGGGUAAAUCGCUAGAAGAAUUGUCUCGUGAGAAUGAAGAAGAGAUUGCGCCUACUUCCAACACAAGUAACCGAACAGUUCCUGUUUGAUUUACAAGAAUUGUGGGAUUCUACCAAGUGUUAAUUUGUGUUCUUUUAAUUAACUGUACAUAUGUUUGCUUUGUGAAUCUUGUAAAGAUUCAAAAAGUGCAUCUAUAUGUACAGUUUUGUUGUAUGUUGUUUAUUUCUGUGUGCAAGCAAUUAUUUGUUCUUUUUGUGGUUCACCUAUUGUAUUAUAAGGUUGCAACAGUUUCAUAAAGUAUGUUUGUAAGUUGUAACAUCUUUGUUUUAUAUAAAUAAUAUGAAAAUUGUAACUUUUGAAAUAAAAAA